CAUUCUAGAAAGACACUUUCUUUAAUGUUGUUGUUGGUAAUUUCAAGGCAAAUCUACUAACCCCCUCCUGCCUUUUUGUGUGGGGGGUUUUGUUUUGGCUUUUUACCAUUUUUUAUAUUACUCCAACAUUUUCACUGAUUCAAAAGUGUACCUUUUUCUAGGGUUUAGGGUUCUUAUAAUACUUAUUCCCCCCCUUUUCAAACCUCACAACACCAAUCCUCAAUUCCUUUGACCAAUCAAUGAAUCCUAGGUUCUUCAAUUCAAAAUUGACCUAUUGAAUUUUGCUUCGAUUUUCAGUAUCUACUGUUAAAAAUGUCAUCUUGUUUGAGUGGAGGUGGGAGGGCUUACAGAUUAGACCUUGACCUGAUUAAAUCCCCUUCAACUUCUUGGACUUCAUAUUCAUCUUCUCCAUCUUCAACUCUCUCCGAAUCGAACAGCUCCCCGAUAGCAAUCUCGACUCGAAAAGCCCGAACCAGACGAAAAAGGCCCAACCAAACCUACAAUGAAGCUGCAGCCAUUCUUUCCACAGCCCACCCCAAGAUUUUCCCAACCAAACACCUCACUAAGCCCUGCAAAUUCACCAAAAACCCGCAAAGCCCGUUUCUAUACGAGCCCGCGGACUUGUUCAUGCCUUUCCAAGCAAUAAAUAACCCGGGGUACUUGUUGCAGUGCCCUCCGGUAUUAGAAAGACCCAAUUUCCCUAUCGAGCCGAAAGUGUCGAGUCCGUUCGCAAAGCCGUGCCAAAUUUCCUCUGAAAUUUGCGACGACUUUCAAGAAGAUUUCGAUGCGGAGUCGAUGCUGGAUGAGGAAAUCGAGGAAGGUAUUGAUAGUAUAAUGGGGAAUUUGAGCAUGGAAAACGGGGAUUCGAAUGGAUAUACCGAUACGCAAACGGACACUUGUUGUUACGGCUAUCCGGUGGGCCUAGGUUUCGAUUUCGGACACGGAGUGAGAAGGGAAAUAAAGGCGAUGAGGAAUGUAGAUGAAGGGGAUUGGUGGAGGUUUCCUAGCGUAAAUGUUGGCGGCGAUGCUACUGAAAAGAUUCCUUCGAAAGUUCCGUUGACGGAGAAGAAGAAGAAAAACAAGAAUCCGGAGAAUUCGGUGGGCAAAGAGAAUGCGGUUUCUAGCGAGGAAUCUGUUCCGCAACCAAGUGCAGGGUUGCUUCUGAAACUCAACUACGACAGCGUUUUGAACGCAUGGUCCGAUAAGGGUUCGCCGUUUUCCGGCGAAUCUCCGGGAGAAAAAUCCGCCGGGAAAGAUGUCCAAGCUCGGUUGGCGCAGAUAGAAUUAUUCCCUGAUGACGUGGCAUCGAGGGGUGCUAUAGUGCUACGCUACAAGGAAAAGCGGCGUACGCGUCUCUUCUCCAAGAAGAUCAGGUACCAAGUCAGAAAAGUCAAAGCUGAUCAACGCCCCAGAAUGAAGAUUUGUGAGGACCCCGAAUUCACCCGAUGACGAGCAGUUAGGAUGAUCGAAAAACCACAGCAAUUUAUUUAUUUAUUUAUUCUUCUUCUCUUACAAUAGAUAUCAAAUUCCCAGGAAUGAAGACUAGUUAGUUGUUGACUAGAAAUAGCAACGAAUACUUUUUUUUUUUGCUCUACUUUACUUAUAUUCAUUAAUCUUUUUGUAGUAUCCUUUUUCAGUUUAAUUCAGGUUAUAUAUUUUUUUAUAUUCGAUAAAUGAUGUCUUUUAAUUUAUAUAUAUUUGUUACUUUCUUGUCC
Molecule: messenger RNA, 1715 nt
Organism: Erythranthe guttata (spotted monkey flower)
Lineage: Eukaryota; Viridiplantae; Streptophyta; Magnoliopsida; Lamiales; Phrymaceae
Source: RefSeq, a predicted model, not a curated record